AUGAAUUUGAACAGAAAAACCACCGUCUCCGGCGAUCUUAGCUCCAAGCAACCAAACGGAAAUGAUGGAGCCGAGCCGAUUAAACAUGGUGGCAAAUCCGGUGCUUCCUCCGCCAAGCCGAUGAAACGACUGCUGCCUCCUUCGCCGUACCGAUCAAAAGAUACAUGGUCACGGAAUAAUUGGAGUGUGAAGGCAAUCCGUAGAAAGACGACCGGAACUGGAAGGACGAGGUAUCUUCACAAUGUGCCUCGCAGGUUCAAGACUGGUUUCAGAGAAGGUACCGAAGCUAAGCCAAGGAACAAGGGUGCAGCUUCAUCCGCUUAAACAUUUGUUUGAGUGCUCGCAGGAAGAGAGUUGGUUGGGGGUACUUUCACCCUGCAGUUGAGGCUAUCCCCAUUUAACUUCUCCUCAUUCCUUCACCAUUUCCAGGAUAUCUGACUGGAAACAGCGUCCACCAAUGCCAAACGUUUCCGAAGCAAUGGUAACAACCCAGGAGAUGACAUGACCGGAGCUAGAGCAGUGGCUACUAAGCCCUCAGAAACCGUCACCAAAGUUCCCCCUGCAUGAUGCAGCUGCUCAAAGAGGCGUCCAUCAUGCAACUGUUGCCGGUGAAGUAACUGAUGAGGAAGCAGGAGUGCAGGAGGAUAGCAUUGGAAAAACACUCAAUUCUUAGUUUUCUAGCUUAGCGAGUGGCAAAGUCUAUAAAGGAUUAGAAUAAUGGUUUAGGAUUUCAUUGUUUAUUGAAUCUUUUCAUUGCUGGGGUUUUUACAUUUUGUUAUCGUGGCUUGGUCACUACGUUUCCUAGGUCAAAUUUUACUUGCCCUGCAACCCAGCUAGAGAACAGAUGCUUGCUUAUAGAUCUUUUUUAUUUACCAAUGUUUUCGUAUACAACAACUCUUGCAUCUUACACUGAAGAA
Molecule: messenger RNA, 917 nt
Organism: Eruca vesicaria subsp. sativa (arugula)
Lineage: Eukaryota; Viridiplantae; Streptophyta; Magnoliopsida; Brassicales; Brassicaceae
Source: the annotation of a GenBank genome assembly